Molecule: messenger RNA, 849 nt
Organism: Brenthis ino (lesser marbled fritillary)
Lineage: Eukaryota; Metazoa; Arthropoda; Insecta; Lepidoptera; Nymphalidae
Source: the annotation of a GenBank genome assembly
AUGCCGCUCAUACGUUCGGCGAGCUCGAGUUUAUUUAUGGAAAUUCUUAUUCGUAUAUUGCUCUUCUCAGCAUUUUGUUAUAUGGAGUCUAUGUCACCUUUUAUUCGAGUGAUUCCACCAUCAGAACUGGAGAACAACUGUAAAUAUCCUCGACAUGAAUCUUACGUGCCAAGUGGGAUGCUAUGGUCAAUAGUGCUGUCUGUACCAUGUAUACUAUCUUUAAUAGCUUGGGCCAUUUGUAACGAUUGUAAUGAUGCUUUAGAGUUUUUACUUUCAUGGUCUAUGGCAUUGGGUAUCACGGGUGUAGUAACGGAUACAGUUAAAUUAAUAGUAGGGCGACCCCGACCCGAUUUCUUCUACCGGUGUUUCCCCGAUGGGAUACAAACAGCUGAUCUACAAUGUACAGGUGAUCCGGCAGAUGUAAUGGAAGGAAGGAAAUCUUUUCCAAGCGGUCAUAGCAGUUUGUCAUUCUGUUCCCUCGGGAUAGCAUCAGUCUGGAUCUGUGGGAAGCUGGGCACCAUGUCCAGGAGACGAGGGUCUGGAGCGAGAGUCCUUUGCAUUCUGGCCCCAGUGCUGGCGGCCACGUGUAUAGCUUUAUCGAGGACCUGUGACUAUCAUCAUCAUUGGCAAGAUGUCCUUGUAGGAUCCGUGUUAGGAUUUUCGGUUGCUAUAUUCUGUUAUCGUCAGUAUUACAACCCUUUAUCGUCGGAUUUAUCUGGUAUUCCCUACAUAGUUUCUAAGUCAAAUUUAGCAAAAUAUUUCAAUGGAAAACCAGAUAUAAGUCCAGUUAAAAACACUAAAGAAGAAUCUACACCGUUGUUGAACGGCAAAAAAGAAGACAAAUGGAUC